This is a messenger RNA of Trichoderma citrinoviride, 1101 nucleotides long. RefSeq lists its product as hypothetical. NCBI's taxonomy places the organism in Eukaryota, Fungi, Ascomycota, Sordariomycetes, Hypocreales, Hypocreaceae. The transcript has 5 exons. The record is from RefSeq and is a predicted model, not a curated record. Bases 1 to 1101 code for a protein of 366 amino acids.
AUGCCUCGCCGAAUCUUCAAAAACCUCGUCAUCGCCACAGCAGGCCCCCUCCCCGGCCAACUCACCGUCGAAAACCUCCGCACAUGGACCGCCCUCCGCAAAGGCGUCUUCACCGAAGACUACGAUGCCGACCAAGUCACGCACCUCCUGUGUACGCGGGAGCAAUUUGACCAGAAGCUUCCCCGAAUCAAAGAAGCUCUCACCCGCGGAGCAAAGAAACAGCACAUUGUCCACUGCGACUGGUUCGAAAUCUCCGCCGUCAACGACAAGAGGCAGCCCGAGAGGGAGUACUCCAUGCGCAACAUCCUCGCCAAGCAGAACGCCGCCAAGAGGGAACAGGCUCGCAUUGAGCGAGGCAGGAGAGAGGGCGAGAGGGCCGUCAACACCAACCUUUUCCACAUCUACACCGAUCGAACAUUCUUCAACUACCAAAUCGACAUCACUCGCGACGACAUCGAGGCAGGCCACCUCGGCCAACGCUACACUCUCUACCUCUGGGAAUCCAACGCAAAGCCCCAUCUCUACUGGUUCGCCGCCAAGUUCAUCAAGAAAAAGGGCGACUCCCAGCCCAGCUUCCACCGGCCCAGCCCCUGCUCCGGGCCCUGGCGCCGCGAAAUGGACCUCUUCAUGGACUUCUUUCGCAUCAAGACUGGGAUCGAGUGGCAGGACCGCGUGAUUGGGCAGGGGACCAUGUCUGGUUCUUAUUUUCAGUAUUCGCCGCCGACGGGCGGAAAGCCAGUUGGCCGUCGGCUUCGGUUCUGCUAUGAGUAUUGUCUUGAGAUCAACGCCCAGCUCAGAGGCUUGCCGUGGCCGCCGCUGCAAGAAGAAGCUCAAGUCAAGGAUGGAGAUGAAGCAACUGAAGCACACGACGCCAUCAUUGAGGACCAUGGCAGUGACGGCAACGGUAUAACGGCUGAAUCAGAUUCCGGAAUGUCUGUGCAGGACAAGAUCGAUAUUGAUAAUGUGGGAAAGGAUGUCACGGUGGAUGGAUGUGAGGAGGAGGAACAAGUGGCGCUCCAGGAGUCCGAGGAGAUGCAGACGACAAAUGUUGGAUUCGGAUGUGACCAUGACCUCUUCUCAGUAACUCUCAAAACUAGCUAG